UUCUCGGCGCGUUCGUCACGCUACUUCCCAGCUAGAAAGGACAGAAAACUAAAACAAAGAACAGUGAAAGUUAGCUUCAAAAACAUCAAAUUUCCUUCAUUUUUUGCUUUUCCAGCAUUUUCCUAGAAUUUCACUCCCGCCUAAAAGCAGUCAACGUCCAAUGCUCAGUCAGAGUGCUUCGAUCGCAGUGGCACUGCUGCUGCUGCUCCUGCUGACGGGAACAACGGACGCCGAUCUGGAGGCGGAUUCCUCAUCCUCCUUCUCCGCCAGCACACAACCGCCUGGAGCCGAGGAGACACGCCGCGUGGCCAAACGGGCGCCCACCUCCAGCUUUAUUGGGAUGCGUGGCAAAAAGGACGAGGAGCGGGAUAAUGCAGAGGGCAACUGGCUGGCAGCUGGAUCCGCACCCGAUCCUCUGGACUAUGCCGACGAGGAUGCGGAAAACUACUACUCCGAAAACGGGCGGCGGCUCAAGAAGGCUCCUCUGGCCUUUGUGGGCGUGCGUGGCAAGAAGUUCAUCCCGAUAAGUGCCCGCCUAACCGACGUCUUGCAGCAUCUGGAAGAGGAGCGGUUGCGGGAGAAUCUACUGCAAGACUUCCUCGACCGCCUGGUGACGGGUCAGGGUGAUGUCAGCAAGCGUGCACCCACCGGAUUCACGGGAAUGCGGGGCAAGAGACCCUCGUUUCUGGCCAAUGAUGAGAGCAGUGAAAGCGAGGCAGAGGAGCCCAUGGAUCUGCUCCAGAAACGGGCGCCAGUGAACUCCUUUGUGGGAGUGCGCGGCAAGAAGGAUGUGUCGCAUCAGCACUACAAGCGAGCUGCUCUGUCAGAGUUCUGGCAUAAUUUCUUUAAAAAGUCCUACGACAUGAGGGGAAAGAAGCAACGCUUCGCCGACUUCAACAGCAAAUUUGUGGCGGUGCGUGGCAAGAAGAGUGAGCUGGAGGCGGAUGGCAUCGGGAACGGGAAGAGAGAGAGCCAGCAGCAGUACCUGGUCCAUCCUUGGCUAUACCUAUGGGGUGAUAAGAGGGCGCCUAGUGGCUUUCUGGGCAUGCGUGGCAAACGUGAAGCUCUCUUAGAGUAGACUUCGCCCCCCAAUAUGAAUGGUCGUGAUGGAAGUUCCUCUUAGAGCUACGGAAAUAGGCAAAUCAAGACAGGAUGCAAGCAGGUGAUCGAUCGAUGGAGCAGAGACGGAAUCUGGAGAAGGAAUACAAAGGGUGUUUUAAAUAAUCACUGGGCUGGAGAUUAUUUGAAACAUCAACAAACUACACACAAAACAAAUCCCACGACUUAAUUUCAGCUUAAUGUAUAUUGGAGACUUGCUAAUUAUGUAAUGUAUAUUGAUUGGAAUUGAAUGAAACUUCAAUUAAACUAUUUGCAUAUCUAAGUGUGAACUCUUAAUCAAAAUUAUAAACAACACUAAUAUAGAACUAAUUGAAAUGCACAAGGAAAAGGACAAAAAAAACAGAGAAGAGGAAACAUUUAUUUAUUUUCAAGAUGUAUAUUUAUUAAACAACUUUCGUUGUGGUACAUCUACGUAUACAAGAGAUAUAUAUACACAUACAUAAA
Molecule: messenger RNA, 1563 nt
Organism: Drosophila serrata
Lineage: Eukaryota; Metazoa; Arthropoda; Insecta; Diptera; Drosophilidae
Gene: Tk
Product: Tachykinin
Source: RefSeq, a predicted model, not a curated record